AGAAUGGAUCGAGCAGUGCCGAACUCUUAGCACAUCGCAUCGUUUCUCUACUUAGAACUGGGCGCGAUGCGUUGUUGGCAAGAUGGGAUUUUUCACGAAAAAUUGAUUGAUUAUAAUAUGUUAUUAGAAAGAAGGUUGGUGGAAUAUUUCCAUCAUGAGGGGAUAUGUAUACCAGGAUGUCGGCAGAGUCUUCUAUUUCGUUUUUUGUUUGAAACCGCUGUCCUGAUCUAGUCGUCUGCUACGGUAAGAUUCCCUUGGUCAAUUAGUGAAACUUGUGUUGCUACAGUAGCAAGUAGUGUAACAUUAUUGCACAGUUCGCAACUGUAUCAUUCACUUUUCCGUUCUAUUGAGUUUGGCUACAAUGUAACGAGGAAAUGCAAGGACUGUGAAACUAGCUCGUGAUAACUUUGUGCGCGUGUACAACUACAACGCGUGUUCGUACUAGUUUGUGGUGAAUUUGGUAUGCAUAUAAUGACUUAUUUACGAAUUAGCGAGUAAUGAUAAUCAUUCACAUUGUGUUAAACUGGUGAGUAUUUUUGAGCGUAUUAUUAGUUUCGAGGACAGCAGAAACGCCAAAAACAGGGUAAAAUGCAGUCAUCAGUAUCUUUUUGUCUAGAAUGACAUGGACAGAAAUAAUAUAUUAUCUCCCCAUGCAUUGGCAGCCAGUUUUGUGUCUGUCUUUUGUUUGUGUUAUUUACUGUAGGCCUAAAUGACCUUGCAACAAUGUUACUAUGAAGAGUAGUACCAAGAUACUCUCUUACAUUUCAUAGAUAUCCUACAAGCUAGCCAUGUCAUAAUGGUUGGCAAUCUCCUACCAUAUGUGUGCCAAUCAGUGUUAUAAAAGGACAUUAAUGCUGAUUUGCAGUUGAAAACACACACACUCUUGCUCAAGGCGUAUUAUUACAUAACACAGUUAGAAAUAGUUUGUGAGGGCGCCUGGAGACCAUGUAUAUUAAGUAAACAUGCCAUUUCAUUCAGCAUAUAUAGUCUGUACAAAGAAACUGAGGAAUUGGAGAAACUAAUUUCCUAGGCUGUGAUUUUUAAAGACCUACAUUGACAUUGUGGCUCUCUUCCAGGGCAGAGAAGGUGGCCAUGGGGGUAGCGCCUCACUCUCUCCUGGCCCUGAUUGGCCAGUUGCUCUGGCUGAUACUGCUGCUCCUGGCUCUGCUCACUCCCUGGAAUGUCCUCGGAGCUAAAGAGCUGAAGCCCACUAGAUGGCCCCUGUUCUCCCAGAAGCCUUUGCUCCUCGCCUGGAAUGCCCCGACAGAGGACUGCCGCCCCCGUCACGGUGUGCAUUUCCCGCUGGAGCAGUUCCAGAUUGUGGCGUCGCCCAACGAGGGCUUUGUCAGACAAAACCUCACCAUCUUCUAUAAGGACCGGUUAGGGCUGUACCCGUAUUACGAGCGUGAUGGCACCACGGUGAACGGUGGACUCCCACAGGCCGCCAGCCUCACGCAGCACCACGAGAAGAUGCCCGAAGGUGUUCACAAGUACAUAAGUGAACCAAACGCCAAAGGCCUCGCCGUCAUCGACUGGGAGGAGUGGCGUCCGCUGUGGAUCCGCAACUGGGACAUCAAGGACGUAUACCGGAACCGAUCCCGGCAACUGGUGGCCAACAAAAACCCGGCGUGGCCCCUGGAGCGCGUGGGGAAAGUGGCCCAGCAGGAGUUUGAGCUGUCGGCCCAGAAGUUCAUGCUGGAGACCUUGCGGCUGGCCAAGAGCCUGCGGCCCAACCAGCUGUGGGGGUUCUACCUGUUUCCAGACUGCUACAACCAUGACUAUCGGAGCGGCAUGGAGAACUACACGGGCCGAUGCCCUGACGUGGAGGUGGGCCGCAAUGACCAGCUGACCUGGCUGUGGACUGAGAGCACGGCCCUGUUCCCAUCUGUCUACAUGAGCACGGUGCUGCGCUCCACCACGUUUGGGCGGCAGUUUGUCCGCAACCGGGUGAAGGAGGGGAUGCGUCUGGCAUCGACGGGCGACGGGCUGGCACGGCCUGUCUUCGUCUAUACCCGGCCUACGUAUUCCAACGAGCUGACUCCGCUGACUGAGGUGAGAGGGCCCAUGUUAUAGGCCUGAUUCUGUCCCUAUGGAUAUGAUUAGCCUACUCAUUGUGACCAUAACUUGUGCUGUUCAGAGACCUGAUAUCUCUGUUACACAGUAGCUUUGAAAUUCUCAGCUGCCUCUUACCACAACUGUUUUUGGUCGAGAAAGUGUGUGUGAGACUGAAUUAAUCCUGAUGUAUUUAGAAUCACGUUUCAACAUGUUAACCAAGAGUGCAGUCUGAGUGAUAUACUAGAGUAUGUCAGUCCCCUCUGGUCUUACAAGGCAAGUGUUACUCUAACCAGGGCCUAGAAAUAUAGGUCUGGUGGUUUCACAGACACAGAUGAAGCCUAGUCCUGGACUAAAAAGCGUUCUCAAUGGAGAUUCUCUAUUGACCAUGUUAUUUAGUUCAGGACUAAGUUUAAAGGGAUACUUCGGGAUUUUGGCAAUAAUCAAGAAUCAGUUGCUGCUUGAGAUACAGUAUUUUGUGCACAAUGGGUGUGUUCUCUCCCGCUUAGUUAUUGGAAAGUUGGCCAUGGGUAAUGAUAUUUGGUGUAGAAACCGCAGAGAGACAUAUUUAGGUUUCAGGGAAAACACAGGCAGCUCUGUGUUGCUGGACAUGCGAAGCUCGGUCAUGUAUGGGUGUGUGUGUGCGCAUGCCAAUGUUCUGUAUUUAGCCUUGACAUAUUAGCAUGGGUUUCUUUAACACUACGAUCCAGACAACAAAGCAUUCAAAUCAUUAUGGGCCGGUUUCCUGGACACAAAUUAAAGGGAUACUUCAGCAUUUUGGCAAUGAGACCCUUUAUCUACUUCCCUAGAGUCUGAUGAACUCAUGGAUACCAUUUUUAUGUCUCUGCGUGCAGUUUGAAAAAGGUUGCUAAUUACUCAUGCUAGUAGAUACCCAUAGACUUCCAGUCAUUGCGCUAACACUAGUUAGCAUUGGCUCACGAAACGACCUCUAACCUUCUUCAUACUGGACACAGAGACAUACAAAUGGUAUCCAUGAGUUCAACAGACUCUGGGGGAGUAGAUAAAGGGUCUCAUUGCCAAAAUGCUGAAACCGGCCCAUAAUGAUUUGAAUGCUUUGUUGUCUGGAUCGUAGUGUUAAAGAAACCCAUGCUAAUAUGUCAAGGCUAAAUACAGAACAUUGGCAUGCGCACAUACACACCCAUACAUGACCGAGCUUCGCAUGUCCAGCAACACAGGGCUGCCUGUGUUUUCCCUGAAACCUAAAUAUGUCUCUCUGCGGUUUCUACACCAAAUAUCAUUACCCAUGGCCAACUUUCCAAUAACUAAGCGGGAGAGAAAACACACAUUGUGCAUAAAAUACUUUAUCUCAAGCAGCAACUGAUUCUUACCCACACCAGAGUCAUGAAUGAAUUGAUUAGGCCAUAGUAGAGCCAUUAACCUAGUCAAAAUAAUUCCCUUGGCUCCUUACUGUCCAGUUUUGCUCUGAUUAGGACAAAUGCAGGAAGGCAGACAGACUGUCCCCAAGUUCAAGUGAAUUUCCAUUGUUUGUGUGUGUGUGCAUGCAUGCAUUGGUGUGUGUGUGUACAUGUGGAUGUACUGUUUAACCACUCUAUUGAAAACCCUGUGGAAAAACUCCAUUGCUCAUCUGGAGAGUGACGUUUGUUUGCUGGUUUCCAUUUCUGUCAUCAGCUUUCAUUAACUUUCCUGCAGCUGUUUCACCAAGGGAUAGAAGAGGGGAGUUAGACUAAUUCACCGAGUAGUGAGUCAAGAGACAAUUGAGACAGGAUAGAUGAAAUGAGAGGUUGGUUGUGUGCGUGUGCUGAGGGGGUGCGGUUGGAGAGGUUGAUACUAAUGUGUGUGUGUGUGUGUGUGCAGGGAGGUUGGUUGUGUGUGUGGAUGAAUGAGGUGCUGUCAGGCAGCCAGGGCAUCAGUGUUUACUUUCCCACUGGACCACUCUUCCCUCAGACACACUGGGUGGGAGAGGGAGAGACAGAAUGUGUGUGUAAGAUUAUUCUGAAUGAACGAGACAUCAUGGUUAGCCUAUAUGUUGUACCAUGCUUCAUUUCUUACUUUGUGUGUCUGAAGCCUCCAUAAGGAUGUGUUGGAGAGAAAGGAUGUGCGUGGGAGAGUGACACAUCUGGUGUCUGUGUCUAAACCAAGGAGUAAAGAGAUAUCUGUCAGUUCCUCUGACAUUCCAUUCUGAAUCACCAUCAUCAUCUUUUCCAUAUAAUGUGACCUCAUCAUCUACAUGAACUGUAAAGGGUGUGGGUCAGCUCAGCUGGUCAGUGUUAAAUAAAUGAUUAAAUGAUGUGUGUGUGUUCCUGUUCAUAGAGGGCAGGGCAGUGCGUGUGAUUCGGAUCGAUUACAUGCAAUGUCAUUGUAGUCAGCCACUGCAGACUGACUGAACUACAAAUCACCUUGAAACAUGAUGACUACUCAUUAUGAUUUGACGGGUCGUCGCCGACUGCAAUGAAGUCGAUCUCAAACAUGGCCAGUAUGUUCAUAAUGGGCUGCUGACUGCCAUACUGAACUUGUUUCUCUCUGUGUGUGUGUGUGUGUGUGUGUGUGUGUGUGAGAUUGUGUGUGUGCAGACAGACUUGGUGUCCACCAUUGGGGAGAGUGUAGCCCUGGGAGCAUCUGGGGUCAUCGUCUGGGGAGACCAUACCUACGCCAGCAGCAACGUGAGUGUUCUCAUCACUCAAGCUAUUUAAUCAUUCAUAGAUUAUGCAUAGCCUAGUUUGAGUCCUCUGUCUGGUGUUCCCCUCUGUAACAUACAUACGGCUGCAGCAAUGUGAGUGUUCUCCAUGAAGAUUCCCUACAUGACUCAAACUAUGCAUAAUCUAUGAAUGUUCGAAUUGGGGUGUUUCCUAAAUGGCACCAUAUUCCCUACAUAGUGCACUACUUUUGACCAGGGCCCUGUAGAGAAUAGGCUGCCAUUUGGGACACAUCCCCUAUUUGAUCAUUCAUAGACUAUGCCUAGUUUGUCAUCAGUCUGGUGUUCCCCUCUGUAGCUACUAUGUAAUUACUAUUUCCUGUCUAUCCACAUUAAAUGUUAACAUGUGUUGGUGUCUCUGUUUGCCCAGUAUCACACUUGACCUCCAAUUCCCCACUUUGUUUCUCCUUUCCAUUCCAUUCUGAGUCUGCGCCUCUGUAUGUUUGUGUCUCUCUCUCUCCAGGCCAGCUGCUCCAGUCUGAGUGAGUACCUCCGGGGUCCGCUGGGCCGGUACCUACUCAACGUCUCCACAGCAGCAGAACUGUGCAGUCAGAAGUUGUGCGGCUUACAUGGCCGCUGCCUCCGCAAACACUCAGACACUGAUGCUUACCUGCACCUCAGCCCCCUCACCCACAUUAUCAGCAGCCAGGGGGGGGGGCUGAAGGUGACGGGGCAACUAGGCCAGGGGGAGCUGGCUGAGUACCGGCAACACUUCCAGUGCCAGUGCUACAGUGGGUACAAGGGCGAGGGCUGUGCCCAGAGAGAGCUAGGGAAGAGUGGUGCUGCCCCUGUCUGGAGAGUCCGGUCUGUACUGACUCUGCUGCUCCCUCUGGGGCUUCUCACUGUGCUCCACUGAGGCUGGGAGGCGCAGGAGCUGACAACGUGCAAUAUGGGGGAAGCCACAACAACCACACCGUGGUCCUGGUUUUAGUCCUGGCCUCUACUGGGGCUCAGGGGGCUUCCUGGUCAGGGAUGGGCACUAGCUGCUCUGUGGGACUGAUCCAUGGAGGAGAGGACAUGGGAGUGCCUGCCUCUCAACAGGAUGAAGGAUACCCUUCAGUUACCCACACAAGCUAA
Coregonus sp. 'balchen' is the source of this 5803-nucleotide messenger RNA. NCBI's taxonomy places the organism in Eukaryota, Metazoa, Chordata, Actinopteri, Salmoniformes, Salmonidae. The record is from the annotation of a GenBank genome assembly.